UCUCACUAACUUCUCGAUCACUGCGUUGGUGAUCAAAGGCUAUUCUCUCAGGAAUCAGCCACGAAAGCAACCGCAGCAUGUGCACUGCACAUCCCAACCGUUGCUGUGCUGGUUACACACGAAGGACUCAGUCAUUCACAUAUACGCGGAGUAGACGAUGAAGGUGGCCAAGGGGAUUAUGCUCGGUAACGUAUCGCGAUGAGGACAAGGGUGUAUACAAUCUUUGAGGGCAAAUGGACACAUGAAUCAGGGUUUCGGGUUUUGGAAGUGAAGUUUUCAGUGUUAGGGUACUGAAUCUUGUGGUCAGUUCUCAAGGGGACUGUAGAUACAAGUUUAGACCACGAGCUGGUGACGAUUGAGUAUGGGGAAGGAAGCUGGGCCACUGUCCUUUCUUCCUCGUCUGCCCGCCUGUCUCAGUACAUUAUCGGAUGCAUCUUUUGAUGUCGCCGAUGCCAGAAAGGAGAUUGAGGAAGAGGUAACGUCCAUUCAAAUUCGGUUGAAAGCGACGUUGACCCAAGUUUGGGAUGAAAAUGCUAUUUUUCAAAGAAUUAUGUACAAGAAUCAAAAUCAGCAUCGUAGAACGAUUUAUUUUCGUCGUUUGAUGCAAGUGCGGCGAGAUUUACAUCUGCUUCAGUCGUUUGGACUCCAACAUGUGGUCGAGGCGCUUCCUUAUUGUGUCUGCUUUUCGAAGAGAAAAGUUGUACCUCCCAAAGUUGUCUUAACCAGCCUGGGACAUCGCAUAGAAUCCAAGGAGUCCCUGCCUGUUACUGUCCAGCGGCGUUUGCUGGGAGGUGCUCGACUACUACAGCUGAUGGCAGAGCCCAUCUUAAGUGCGAGCUCGCCGAUAGCCGGACUAUUGAGUCAGGCCUUCUUCAUGCCGUUCGCCGUCACUAUGAUGGCUAUGCUUGCUCGCUUGCGUGUGUUACUCGUGCACAUUCUUUAUGAAACGAUCGCAGCUUUCAACUUGGUGUCGUCUUCCAUGCAGCUUAUGAAAGUUUCAUCUGUUCCAGUAGAUAUUCCCCUUUAUUUGGAAUGUAGUUGGGACGGUGAAAAGAUAAAGUUCUUUGAAAAACUGCCUCCUCAACACACUCCAGAGCUUUUCUCAAUUCCAACGAGUCUAUCAGAUUCUACAAAUCUUCCAGACGUCGGCUGGUUUACUGAUGAUCGGUCCACUCUGGUGAAGGAGAAGCUGCAUAGCACUGGAUUGUCGGAACCAGUCCUGUACGAGCGGGAUGAAAGCUUUAUUUUAGAGGAUUCUCCAUUUGAGCUUCUUGGAGAAGAGGCUACAGAAACACCUAGUAUCGCUAAAGAGGCAAUUCCUGCACCCAGCUCCGUCACCUCAAAUGUGAAAGCAGUGGUCUCAUCAAGCCAUGAGGAGAUGGUCGGGAAUUCUAGUGUAGAGGAUAGAGCCGAAUUGGAAAGCUGGAAAGCGGAGUUGGAAGGCUGGGGAAAGCCAGGAAUUGACAAUUUAGUUGAGAAGUCUAAGUUGGACGGAAACUCAAAAAAGAGAGUAGCGUAUGUUUCUGUUCAGAUUGGAGGUGGUAAGGAAUCCAAAAUGACCAAAACAGAUCAUCAAAUGUAGAUGCAGACUUAUAAAGUUUUAGUUGGCAAGAAAUCGCCAAAAUGACAAGGUUGUCUGAAAUCGCAUGGUUCCGCCGUUUGCGCUGCACA
Physcomitrium patens is the source of this 1671-nucleotide messenger RNA. NCBI's taxonomy places the organism in Eukaryota, Viridiplantae, Streptophyta, Bryopsida, Funariales, Funariaceae. The record is from RefSeq and is a predicted model, not a curated record.